This is a messenger RNA of Leptosomus discolor (cuckoo roller), 735 nucleotides long. Lineage: Eukaryota; Metazoa; Chordata; Aves; Leptosomiformes; Leptosomidae. The record is from RefSeq and is a predicted model, not a curated record.
AUGGAAAUGUCAGAAGAUAUUAAUAUGGAAGACUACCCCACUGAAAUUCAUGAUUAUCUUGCAGCAUUUGAAAAAUCUCUUGAUUCUGUAGAUGAGAUGCUGAAGACAAUGAUGUCAGUGUCCAGGAGUGAGCUUCUCCAAAAGUUAGACCCUCUUGAGCAAGCAAAGCUGGAUUUGGUUUCGGUGUACACGUUAAAUUCAAUGUUCUGGGUAUACUUGGCUACUCAGGGGAUCAAUCCAAAGAAACAUCCAGUGAAACAAGAACUGGAGAGGAUAAGAACAUACAUGAACAAGGUCAAAGAAAUAGCAGACAAGAAAAAGGCAUCCAAACUUGAUAAAGGAGCUGCUUCUAGAUUUGUAAGAAGUGCACUCUGGGAACCAAAACCUGAAAAUGAACUUACCUCCAAAACUCCUGCUAAAGGAAAAAAAAGAAAGAUGGACUGAAUCUUUGUUUUCCCCGAUAUAAAUUAGAGACAUCUAGAACUUAUUUUGAAAUGUGUUUUGCGUACUGCGUGCAUCUUGCAGAGGUGCUCUAUAGCAACAUCUUAAGUUAUACUUAAGAAUUUUCACAUGAUUGUGUUUUGGCCACGUGUCACUGAGGUGGUUGCAUUGUAUGUAUAUCUGAAAGUGCCGUUUGAUGCAAGAGAAGUAAUAUUUUGUUAUUCAAGUGAUAGUGACCUGACAUACAGUUGCUGGUAAUAGAUGCUAGUGUUUUGCUUGUAAUGCCUAAGAAUU